Messenger RNA from Fusarium falciforme, 3471 nucleotides. Its product is annotated as PKS-ER domain-containing protein. The transcript has 5 exons. The record is from RefSeq and is a predicted model, not a curated record. Bases 1 to 3471 code for a protein of 1156 amino acids. Lineage: Eukaryota; Fungi; Ascomycota; Sordariomycetes; Hypocreales; Nectriaceae. Gene Ontology annotation, cellular component: membrane. Gene Ontology annotation, molecular function: transmembrane transporter activity.
AUGGCAUACUCAGAACCGUCACCGCCUGGGCCCCCAGUCCACUACCAUGUCCUUUCAGUUGCAUCUUCACCCCCAGAAACAGACGGAGAUGACCUUAGUACUUCGCCCACAGGCCAGCCGAAGAAUACCGAGCCGCACAGCUUUAGAGAAGGCUGUAACCCGAACCGAUGGGCAGUUAUGAAAGAGACCGUCGGUUGGAGAGUUUGGCUCGCCGACUUUGCUGCCAUCGCCUUGCCGACUGCUUUCGUUAUCGUUGCAAUCUCGGUGUUGCUCCUGGAUGGGAAACCCGUUGAGAACCUCGCUCUUAAAAAAUGGCAAAAUGCAAUUACAGCGUUGGCGACAGCGUUUCCCAUCAUCUUUGCCUUGAUAGUCGGCCGCCUCGUUUAUGAGAUAGCUCGAUGGAGGCUUGAAAAAGGAGCUACGCUUGGCUCGCUCGAACAACUGAUCGGCAGUCGUACUUUUGGAUCUACUGUUGUCACACUACUCCACCAUCGAGCCUCAAAACUCCUCAGCAUCGUCCUGGUCUUAGUCUGGGCCCUCUCGCCGCUUGGUGCGCAGUCUAUGCUACGAAUGCUUGAAUCACGCCUUGAGCCGCGAGCCCAGGACUCAACUAUUAUACACUUUGAUACUGAUGCUCCAACCCAACAAUCAUGCAUUAUGCCAUUCUCCCCUGACGGCUCAGCAGGUUUGGCUGCCAUGGUAUCUUAUGUGAAGACCAUGUUCGGUGCCGUAUUACUUUCACCAUCAACCACCAAGCUAGAUUCGAUGGAUAUGUGGGGAAAUGUCAAAGUCCCCAUCUUGAAGUCAGCUAGCGAUGACUGGACGAGUAUCUCCUGGAGCGCCGAGUUGGAACAUUACUCUGCAUUCGUUGGGAUACCAAUAACAGGUAUCUCGGUGGGCAAUAAAACGUUUCAUCUUGAAUCAAGUUAUGUGGAUCUUAGCUGCAGCAACAUUAGCAAAACUGCGACCUUUACAGAGGAUGUCACCUUCGGUUGGCGAAACUGGAACUCGUUUCCACUUGAAAAUGGGACCUGGUACGGUUUCAACACCUCUAGCACUCUCGACCGCUCUUCUGCGCCUUGGGCCAUGGCAUUGGAUAGGUUCGUCGAUGACUUCUGGAGUGGCUUUGGCGUCCAGUCGCAUAGAUCCAAGCAGAACAUGUACUGCAGACCGGCCUUAUUCAAGAACGAGACUGGUAUCAACGCUGGACUCACAAGGCUCUACUUCCAGGCGAAGCUCGGUUCCUCUGCAGCUUUGUCCUCGGCCGGGCUCACGGCCUAUUGUGAUGUUCACCAGAGAUAUGUUGAAUCCCGAGUCACAUGUCGGCUGUCAGAUAUGGGGGGCCAGCAGAAUUGCACUGUUACCGCCCAGCGACCGUCACAACGACCUCACUCCCCUGACUCGAUAUCACAUUUGUCCAUUCCUUGGGUUUUUCGCUAUAUUUCAAGAGAGAUACCGUUGACGACCGCGCCACAAAACUCUGAUCACCCGGGGUUUAUUCUGCAGUACCUGGACAAUCCGAGCAUUGGCAACUUCACCAUGGUUCAGCAACUCGCCAUGUUUGAGCACGUUGAUGCCGACCUCUUCAGCCGACGACUCAGCCAAGUAAUCAAUACAUACAUCCUCCUGAGUCAAAUGUUUCUUCAAGCAACGGGUGUCAGCGCCGUGUCUGCUGGUACGACAGAUUGGAACAUGGUCGCUCCGGCUCAAGUCAGUACCUUGAUUGAGACCUUUUCAGUUCCACGAUUGUGGAUUGGGCUUUGCCUUCUGUCGUCUCUGAUGCUCCUGAUCUGUGGAGUUCUGAGUGCGAUCCUGACGCGGCUAUCAGCUGGACCGGACAUCCUGGGAUACGCCUCCACACUCAUCCGCGACUCAAGGUAUAUCGACACACCGCACGAGGUGGAAUCCAAUGUCGCCCUCGGUCAGAUUCUAACGACCCCACCAUACAUCUUUGGCGCCAUCGUUUCUAUUCCCAUCGGCAUCAUGGCUGACCACGUUCGACUCCGCUCCCCGUUCAUCAUCGGCUACUCGAUUUUUCACAUGGCUGAUCUGGCGAUGAUCUCCAGGGGCGAUGGCCAGGAUGCUAGGUACACAGGCAUGUUCUUGGUCAUUGCGGGAAGUAACUGUGCCAUUCCCUCCGCAUUGGCGUUUCUCGCCAACAACGUCGUUUGGACACACAAGAGACCGUUUGCAGUUCCCAUUCAGACCAUCUUUGGUGGAAUCGAAGGAAUUAUUGGGUCCCUCAUGUUCCGGGAGGAGGAUUAUCCUGGGUUGCCUGGGUUGCAGUUCACAUUGACAUUGCGACGGCCUAGUACUUCAGCCGCUACCAUGGGAGCCUCCAUCUCAGUCGUCAGCAACCCCGAAACAGUCGCCAAUGCCAUUUUCACGAGUGGUGUGGCCGUCACUGGCGCGGCUUGGAACACUGGAUUCGACGAGAACGCCGUGGGCACCUUCACCAAUGGCCCCUUGGGUCUUGCGUCUGGCGGCAUCUUGACGACAGGCGGUUCGAUAGACGCAUCAGCAAACCAACCAUAUUCUGUCAACAUAGACAACGACGCGGGCGCUUCCCAGAUCUAUUGUGGAGCAGAUUCCCAAGAUGCUGCUGUCUUGACGGUCGAUAUCGAAGUCCAGCAGGGUUUCAAUGGAGUCGAGGUUGAAUUCGUUCUCGCGUCGGAGGACACACACGCGGACCCGAUUGGCAUAUAUCUGGACGGCGAGCAGUACGCCCUGGACCCGGACGGAAGCAGAAUAACGGCCAAAUCGUACUACCUAAGCCCCGGACGAGCCAUCAAGAACCCAUACCAAAUCUUCCAAUAUCCCUCUUGGUCCACCUAUGCAGCAUCGUCGAAGCCUCUGAUCAUGGGUAUUGCCGCAGAGCCCGGGGCACACACCAUGGUCUUUGCCAUCUGCGACAAUGUCGACGCCCAGCAUGACUCGGCGCUCUUUGUGAGGGCCAAAGGCUGCAAGGACUGUGUGGCAGACGUCAAGAUCCACUAUCUCACGCAGACAACCACAACCGUUUCGACUUUUACUUCGACCAUCGAGCCAGUCAGCAUGUCUGCUGGCACUGUCUUGAUCGGUGUGACGGCGGACCCAACCACAUCAGCCACAUCCAGCGAAGCUUCGACGGCCACCUCCACUGAGUAUUCAUCUUCAUCAACUGAGGGUCCGGCUACAUCCACCGAUGCUUCUACCACUUCCAGUGAGACUUCUGCCACGUCCACUGAAGUAUCAACCGAGUCGUCCGCCACGACAACCGCCGCCAGCGAGAGCUCAACAGUAUCAACUACGGAUUCCACAAUGACCACGUUGAGCACCGAUUCUUCUGUCACAACGGUCACAUCUUCUCAGUCUUCCUCAACUAUUUCAACCGAGACUUUGUCCAUAACAUCACAGGCCACCACUGUAUCAACCAUCGACUCCACGAUGACAACCUUGACAACAUCUCGAAGACCUUGCCGUCCUGCAUAG